Rosa chinensis is the source of this 2304-nucleotide messenger RNA. RefSeq lists its product as uncharacterized. Lineage: Eukaryota; Viridiplantae; Streptophyta; Magnoliopsida; Rosales; Rosaceae. The transcript has 5 exons. Gene Ontology annotation, biological process: DNA integration. The record is from RefSeq and is a predicted model, not a curated record. The coding region runs from base 1 to 2304 and encodes 767 amino acids. Gene Ontology annotation, molecular function: nucleic acid binding; RNA-DNA hybrid ribonuclease activity.
AUGAGAGUCUGCGUCGAUUAUAGAGACUUGAAUCUCGCUACACCUAAGGAUGUUUACCCCAUGCCGGUCGCGGAUAUGUUGGUAGAUGUUGUGGCAGGACAUGAGUUGUUGUCCUUCAUGGAUGGUAAUGCAGGAUACCACCAGAUUCCGGUCGCUGAAGAAGACAGACAUAAGACCGCUUUCCGCUGCCCUGGCUUCGUAGGAGUUUUUGAAUAUGUGGUCAUGCCGUUUGGCCUGAAGAAUGUUGGUGCGACGUAUCAAAGAGCCAUGAACUUGAUCUUCCACGACAUACUGGGAAAGGUUUUAGAGAUAUAUAUCGAUGACGUAGUCGUCAAGUCUCAGAAGAAGGAGGACCAUAUCGCGGAUCUCAGGAAAGUAUUCGAGCGCAUGCGAAGACAUAGACUCAAGAUGAAUCCGGCCAAAUGCGUGUUUGGGGUCCAGGCAGGAGACUUUCUGGGGUUCAUAGUUCAUCAGCGAGGGAUUGAGGUCCCCGAUGACAAGGCGAGCGCAGUUAUCAACGCGUCUCCCCCGCGGACGAAAAAGGAAUUACAGCGUCUGUUGGGCAAAAUCCAACCGUUCUCGCCAUUGCUAAGGUUACAAGGGCAGAAUGAGUUUGUGUGGGAGGCUAAACAUCAAGAGGCUUUCGACAGUAUCAAGGCCUAUUUGGCAAGCCCACCAGUCCUGAAAGCUGUCAAAGGGCAGGCCAUCGCAGACUUUCUCGCACAUCAUCCUACGUUAGAGAUACCCGCACUGAAGGAGUUAGAGAUUGCCUGCACCAAUACAACUCGACCAGAUUUGGCGUGCAUCCCUGAGUACGCGGUUUGGUACCAAGCUACGGUCUCCCUGCAGCCUUGGGUAUUAUUCUUUGAUGGCUCAAGAACGGACACACUGGCUGGUGCGGGGAUUGUUCUGGAAAACCCGGCCGGUGACCGCUUCUCUUAUUCUUUCCAACUAACAUUCCAAUGUACUAAUAAUCAGGCUGAAUAUGAAGCUCUUAUCAUUGGACUCGAAGUCUUACUGGAAAUGGGCGUACUGGACGUUCAGAUUCGCGGCGAUUCUCAGCUCGUUAUAAACCAGCUCCAGGAAAAAUAUCGCUGUGUGAGUUGGUUGCUCGUGCCAUAUCUGAAUCGCGCUAUCGAGCUUCUGGACCAAUUUACCGAUGUCGAUCUGGAACAUAUACCACGCGAGCGUAACUUUGCAGCUAAUGAGCUCCUUCAGUUGGCCACAGGAAUCACAUUGAAGUAUGGAGUGCGCGAGCGCAUUUUGAAAGUUGAGCGUCGCACAUUACCUUCGUGGCUUGCCCGACCUGAUCCACCAGAUGAUCCCGUAGUCGCGGUACUAGAACCUAUUGAUGUGGAUUGGCGAAUCCCGCUGAUUGAGUACCUCAAACAACCAGAUCCCGGAGCUGACAGGAGGAUUCGCUUCCUCGCAUUGAACUACUUCCUUCGAGGCGAUGAAUUGCGACGACGUGGGGAGGAUGGUAUAGAUUUUCGAUGUGUCUAUGGUCGCGAAGCUAAACGAUUGAUGCGCGAGGUGCACACGGGGAUAUGUGGAGCCCAUCAAGCUGGACCUAAGAUGCGCUGGCUUCUGCGACGUCAUGGUUAUUAUUGGCCCAGCAUUUUGAAGGAUUGUAUCACAUUUGCCAAAGGUUGUGAGGACUGUCAAGCGCAUGGUCCAGUCCAGUUUGGUAUCCCUGAGGUGCUGGUUUCGGAGAGGGGGGCAGCAUUCAUGGGAGGCCCCGUCGAGGAACUGGUCAAUGAUUUUGGUAUUCAAUUCAUACAUAGCACUCCGUAUAAUGCUCAAUCUAAUGGCCAAGCGGAAGCUAGGAACAAGACAAUCAUCACCUUACUAAAGAAGAUGUUGGUAGAGAACCCUCGACAAUGGCAUGACACUCUGUAUGAGACACUUUGGGCCUAUCGCACUUCUAAACGGAAUCCCACCGCCACAACGCCGUAUGCACUUAUGUUCGGUCAUGACGCUGUCUUACCCUUUGGACAAUUUGGUGAUGGAAAAACAACGUAUCGCCCGCUGGGUCGUAGUUACAAAGAAGGCGACCUCGUCUGGAAGGCCAUUUUACCCUUGGGUGAAAAGUUAAACGGUCGCGGUAAAUGGACGCCGCGAUGGGAGGGACCCUUUGUUAUCCACCGAAUCUUGGAACGCGGAGCUUUUCACCUCAGAGACGUAGAUGGCGACAUCCAUCGCAACCCUAUUAACGGCCGUUUUCUGAAGAAAUAUUACCCAAGUGUCUGGGAGUUCGAAGAUCCACCUGAUCCUGUUCUUGCCCAGGCUGGGGGGCAACCUUAA